CUUGCCCAGGCUAUUCGUACAGCAGCAGUGUGGCGCUGUCAGCGACAAUGAGCAGCAGCAAGUUCGCCACCGUAAUGCUUCAGUUUGUGCCGGCGUCUUUCGUUGUUGGAGCCGGCAUGGAGCUGUUCAUGCUCAACACGGGCUUUUAUGACGUGGCUCUGAGAAAAGAGGCGGAGAGACGGGCGGAAGCAGAAGCGGAAUACCAGGCGAGACGAGCUAGGAUAGAGGCGCGGAGACGAGCGAGACUCAGCAACAACGGAAGCAGUCCAAGCGGAGUGGGCGGUUGUGGCGAAUGAUACGCCGCGGUCUCACCCCCCGCCCCCGGGUAGUGGGGGUGAUUCCGACACCAUCAACAAAAGGCACCUCGACAACGGGAGUUCGCCGGUAGGCGUGUUACAGCGCACAGGCUUUUUUUUGUAACCCGACGGUAUUGCGCGAUUGUUUCAAGGAGGGUGUAAUCACCUUGUGGGUCGGUGAUCUCUCCUUUACUUGCUUGCCGUUGUUGGCUGAAAAAUGAGGCGUUGUGCAGUCAGAGGCAAUUCGCGAGGCUGCUUGAAGGAGGUACAUUCUUCACGAUAUCGGUCGGUGAUAUCCCUUUCUGCAUUCCCGUUGUUGGCCGAGAGAAGGAAGUGGUUGUGUGUUUGGAAUUGUUGUUUCGAGGUUGCUUCAAGGAGGGGUGUCCAAGUUGUCGUUCUGUGAUCUCCCGCCCUUCCUCCCUUAUCAUUGUUGCAGAGAGGAAGCGGGGAGCGGCGUUGUAAAAUUAUAUGCCAGGUUGGUUCGAUUAGGUGUCGUCAAGUUACCUGUCGAUGAUCUCCCUGUGCUUCCUUGGCGUUGCUGGGCAUAGAGAAGCCAUAGUGAUCCCUCGCUUCCCAGGUGCAGCGCAACUAAGGCGAGUCCCGCGCUGUAAAUAAUACAAUGGAAGCGACUAUACCAAGUUCCGAUGCUACGCGAUACUUUUUUUUUUUAUGGUGCAAUUUGGAUACAUCAACGGCGCAGCCGUCUCGAUGUUUUUUUUUCAGUUGUCCUGAUUUCCGUCUUCUGUGUUGCUUUAGGAGGUCGUUGUGGCUCGGCGGGCACCGAGCUUGCCUGUUUUACCCCGAAAUAGUGAAGGCGGACUUCAUCAACCGGAUGCCUGCGCAUUCAUCGUAAUAGACCGCACGACGGUGCUCUUGUUAGCGCUGCCUCAGCCCAUCCUUCAUCGAGGCCCAAACUGGAGCCUUUGGCAAAUAUGGCUUAUGUUUCUAGGGGCCGGCGCAGGCUUGCAUGCCGGAAAAGCAACCACGCUUUCCGCGUAACCAGCCAACACUUGUAUGCUGUAUCGUGCUGCUUGUCCUAUGGGUCGCAGGUAGUGGUACUACGUUUGUUGUUGUGGUUGGUGUUGUGUAGACAUUUUCGCUUUUUACCUACGCCCAAAUUGAUUCUACCCCUCACGAGGAGUUCAUCUGUCUCAGCAAGAAAGCCGUCGGGUCAUGGACCGGUUUAUCAUUGCUCGGCUAGACUACAAGUAUGAUAUCCAUGCGGAAUGUUGACUGCUAAAAGGGCUAACCCUCCGCUCACGUUCGUAGCUGAGUACCGUAGACCGGUUCUUUGGGGCUGAGGAUCAGUGUGAACCACGCUUACCUUCAUCUGAUCUUCACCUUUGGUAAUCUCCUUCUCACGUAUGCAUACGGUAAUUGACAAGCAAUAUGGUCACAUGCUGACCACCCCCCGAGGAGGCGUUGAUAGUCCGAGCUUCUUCAAAGAAGCGAUUGAC
Messenger RNA from Ectocarpus sp. CCAP 1310/34, 1753 nucleotides. The record is from the annotation of a GenBank genome assembly. NCBI's taxonomy places the organism in Eukaryota, Phaeophyceae, Ectocarpales, Ectocarpaceae.